GAAAAUAAAUAAAAUCAUAAUUAUUGUUAAAAAUCUCAUUUUAAAGUUUAACAUUACAAAAUAACGGUAAACAUUUGAAAAAUGGAUAUGUUACCAAAUCAUUCAAGAUGGUUAGCUGAGGAUGUGGUACAGUUAAUAGAACUGGUAAGAAAGGAUGAGGCCAUUUAUAAUCCUCGGCAUAUGAAUUAUUUUUGUCGUCCUUAUGUUGAAAAUUUUUGGCGUGAAGUUGAUAUUAAACUAAAUAAAAAUCCUGGAGCAAGCCUUGCAAAAUGGACAAAUUUAAGGAUUUCAUUUCGUAGAGAAUAUUCAAUAUAUUUGGCUGAGAAAAUACAACCAUCAUGGAUAUUUUUUGAAAAAAUGUUAUUUUUAAGUCCAUAUCUUCGAAAAAAACGACCACAAAUUGAAGGAAUUGAUCCACAUAAUAUUCAAGAAGCACUAGAACAAAUUAGUUCAAUAACACGCGGUAAUUAUAAAAGUUUUGUUGAAAGUAUUGAACGUUGUGGUGGUGGUUCAGCUACAGAAUCUGUAACUGGUGAUGAUCAUCAUUCACCUGAUACUGCUGAUGAUGAUAUCGUAUGGGAUGAAAAUUCAAUUAAAGAGGAAUCUAUUGAAGAAAAUUCACCACCUGGUGAACGAGCUGUUGAUGAUUUAGAACAUUAUGAUAAUGAUAAUGUUGAAAUAUUAUCAGAAAAAUCAUUGCCACCAAAAUCACCAAAAGAGCACAGCACAAGUACAUCACAAGAAGAAAGAAAUUUAUUAAAACGUAACCAUCAUCAUCAUCAAUUAAAUAAUAAUUUGGAUGAUGAAAAUAUAGAAAUGAAAAGAAUGCAUUAUAAUAAUGAUAUAAAUUUAAGACAUUAUCCAUCAUUAUUAACAAUUAGAAAUUUACAAAUGAAUAAUGCAACAGAAUCUACAAGACGUAUGAGUAGUAGUACAACAUCCGGUUGUAGUACAACAAAUACAAAUAAUAACAACAAUAAUAAUAAUAACAAUACAAAUAAUGCCGGUAUACAAAAUGGACGUAUAUGCCCAAGAAUAUUUGAUCAACAAAUUCAUCCGAUACCAAACAAUGGUUUAAAUAUUGAUAGAGAACGUAUUGGUAAUAAUUGUUCUAGAUCAUCAGCAUCAUCUAGUCAAGGUGCAUUAGAUAUGGCUGAUAAAAAAAUCGAUGAUAUCAGUUUAAGAUCAAAUGGUAAAACAUCAAAUUCAGAAAUUUGCAUAUGUAAGACUGAUCCAGAUGCAAUGUUUUUAAUGAGUUUAUUACCAGAUAUACAAAGUUUAUCACGUAAAGAUCGUGGUAAAUUGAAAAUUGAAAUACAAAAAGUUAUACAAGAUUUUUUGUAUCCAGAUUGA
Messenger RNA from Condylostylus longicornis, 1353 nucleotides. RefSeq lists its product as uncharacterized. Gene Ontology annotation, biological process: regulation of transcription by RNA polymerase II. Gene Ontology annotation, molecular function: DNA binding. The coding region runs from base 82 to 1353 and encodes 423 amino acids. The transcript has 3 exons. The record is from RefSeq and is a predicted model, not a curated record. NCBI's taxonomy places the organism in Eukaryota, Metazoa, Arthropoda, Insecta, Diptera, Dolichopodidae. Gene Ontology annotation, cellular component: nucleus; transcription regulator complex.